AUGAACUUGUUUGGGAAACUACUAAGAUUAUUUGUUUUAUUUAAAGGGAUUCAAUUAAUUCUUGUAUAUUUCACACCAUGUCAAUUUGAUACAUCAUCACAAAUAAUAAUUAAUAAUUUAAGUAGUUCAUCAUAUAAUUCAAUAAUCACAAAUAUAUUAAAUAAACUUAUUGUUUGGGAUUCAGUUUAUUUUAAUGAUUUAUUUAUAAAUCCUAUUCGUUUUGAACAUCAAUUUGUAUUUUGUCCAGGAUGGAUUAAAUUUAUCAAAAUAUUUGGUCAAAAUAAAGAUAUUAAUUAUUAUAGAUUUCAAUUAUUAAGUGUUUUAUUAUCCAAUAUAUUUCAUUUUAUAUCAUUGAUUAUAUUAUAUUAUUUAACUAAUGAAAUUUAUGGGAAUGGAAAUGGAAAUGGGAAAUUAAGUUAUUAUAGUAGUUUAUUAAUGAUUAUUUCACCAGCUGGAAUAUUUUUAACUACGAAUUAUUCUGAAAAUUUCAGUAAUUUAUUAAUAUUAUUGACGAUUUUUAUUUAUUUUAAAGCUAUUAAUUUCAAUGAUGUUAAACAAUUUAGUAAUAAAUCUAUAAGAAGUAAAUCAUUAUAUGUUUUAAGUGGAAUAAUUUGUUCAAUUGGAUUUACAGUUAGAGCUAAUAGUUUGUUUCUUGGAAUAUUAUAUCUUUUAGAUUUAUAUCAUUUCUUACAAAAUAUGAAAAGAAAUAGAAAACAAGGUAUAAUUGAAAUUGUUUAUUCAUUAAUAACUGGAUCAUUGUUAUUUUUCACAUUUUUAGGUACAAAUUUAUACCAUUAUAUGAAAUUUUGUCCUAAUAGAGGUGAAUGGUGUAAUAAAAUGUUUCCAAGUUUAUUUCAAUAUGCACAAGAUCAUUAUUGGAAUGUUGGAUUUUUGAAAUAUUGGACUAUAAACAAUAUUCCUAAUUUUUUAUUAGUUUUACCUGUUUUAUCUUUUAAUAUUUAUUCAAUUAUCUACAUGAUUCAAUAUUUGCCUAAAUAUAGAAAAUUAUUACCUAUUAUAAUAAUCAAUGGAUUAACUUUAAUAGGAGGGAUUUUCUUUUGGAAUAUUCAAAUUUUGAAUAGAAUUACAAGUUUUUCACCUUUGAUUUAUUGGACAUUAGCGGACAAUUUGGUAAAGAAAAAAUAUUGGGUUAAAUAUGUUAUUUAUUAUUCAAUAAUGUGGAGUUUGAUUCAAACAGUAUUAUUUGCUGGAUUUUUACCUCCCGCGUAA
Messenger RNA from Candida tropicalis MYA-3404, 1230 nucleotides. Its product is annotated as GPI-anchor transamidase. Gene Ontology annotation, biological process: GPI anchor biosynthetic process. The coding region runs from base 1 to 1230 and encodes 409 amino acids. The transcript has a single exon. Gene Ontology annotation, cellular component: mannosyltransferase complex; endoplasmic reticulum membrane. Gene Ontology annotation, molecular function: alpha-1,6-mannosyltransferase activity; GPI mannosyltransferase activity. NCBI's taxonomy places the organism in Eukaryota, Fungi, Ascomycota, Pichiomycetes, Serinales, Debaryomycetaceae. The record is from RefSeq and is a predicted model, not a curated record.